CGAACAAUGUCACAACGGCCAAAGUCAAGCCCUGAGCCACACCCGUCUCAUGGAGUCUUCCUCGACACGGGACAUUUAGAAAACUCUGGUCAGGAUUCAGAGAUGUGGAACCUUUCAGGACACAACAGUCCAGAGAACAUGGCGGCUGAGCGGCCAUUGCAAGAGGAGGACUUCAUCAUUCUGAAUGCUGAACACCCGCUGGUCAGAAGGCAGCAAACGGCUCUUAGCAGGCAGCUGACCAAGCAGCUGGACAGAAUCAACAUGGGAAUAAAUGAGAUGAUGACUAUGGAGAAGUCUGACUCCAAGGCCCUGCAGGAGAUUGGUGUGGAGAUGUUCCAGGUUCAGGAGCACCUUGCAAGACUGCAGGUCAAACUUGAGGGCUGUCAGCAGGAUAAGAUUCAGGCUGAGGCAGAGCAUCAGCAGAUACAAGAGAAGCUUGAGUCCAUUAAAUCACGGGACUCAAUAAAACAUGACCAUGUUGCAAAAGCUAAAUCCCAGCUGCAGCUGGAGAUGAAACGCUUGACACUGCAACUGCUCUUUGCCAAACAAGUCAGCAUGGAGCUCAGAUCCAAAGUCAAAACCUUGAAGAACGUCAAACACAAAGCUGCGGCAGAGAAGGUGCAGGCCGAAGACCAAAAGCUCAAACAGGACCUGUAUGUGGAUCGACUGACAAAUGAUCUGGAGAAAGUGACCCAGCAGAUCAACAUGUACCAGGUCCAGACCGAGGCGCUGGCAGAGGAGACACAGGCAGCUAGAGAGUCACUUUCAGAGGUUAAGAUGGAGACACAGUCUUUAGCCAUGGUGAGGAAGCAGCUCCUACAGCAGUGGAACAACAGUCUGCUGGUUUUGAAGAGACGAGACGAGGCAUUUACUGCCAUGCAGGCCGCCAUAAGUGAGGUGGAGCACCAGGUGAUCCUGCUGGACAGACAGCUUGAGGGUUACAAGAAGUCCACCAUACAGGAACAGGAGGAGAGCGAGACACUGAUGAUGCGUCUUAACUGGGCACAGAUGGACUGUGCCACUUCCAAUCAUCAGAUCAGUCAGAAGCAACUACAGCAGGAAGUUCUACGAGCACGCUACAGCACCUGCGUCCGAACUCUUAGAGAGACCGAGUUGGCCCUCACCAGGCUCAGCAAGGAGCUCAGCACCUACCAGACUGAAAUGAAUGAUCAAAGGAGACAGCUUGAGAGGCAAAACGCUGUGCGGCUGGACCUGGAGGACCAGAUCAUGGCCACCAUGGAGCAGAAGCUGACCCAUAAUAAGGCUGCCAAGUAUUCCAAGCGCCUGGCUGAGAGGACAGCGUCGCUCAAGAAGGAGAAGGUCUCCCUGACGUGGCAGUUGGAAAAUGAGUUGGCAGGUGCUGGAUUAGAGAGCAGUGUGUUAGGACAGCGUCUAGACAGCCUGGAGCUGAUCCAGACUGCCCUCGAGGAAGAGAUCGGCACCUUAAACAAGAUGGUCACCGGCAGUGAGGCCAAGGUUGCGUCUUCAGUGACACUUAUUGGGCAGAAACAGACGGCCAUCUCUACGUACAACAGAAAGAUCAGUCAGAUAGCAGCCUCCACUGGGAAUGAGGAUCUUAGUCCAAUGCAAAUUGAGUUGGAUGCAAAGAGCAGCGAGAUUCAAGACCUGGGUGCAAACAUCAGAAGGAACCAGCAGCUGUGGAUGGACAGACAGGGAACGCUAGUGGGACUUAGUGAGGAGUUGCAGGCCAACAGCGACACCUUACAGAACCUUCAGAUUGAGCUCACAGCCAGGAAGCAGAAGACCCUUCGUCUGGAGGAUGAGGUAGAAGUAGAGCAAAGGGAAGAGGCCGAGCUGGAGAGGAAUUCAGAGACACUAAAAGAGCUGGAGAAGCUCAACGUCCUUGUGAACAAGAGUGGACAUCUGACUGAAGCCUUGGAGCAGGAGAACAUGCUGAUGGAGAACAACAUCAUUCACAGACUCAAGGAGGAAGAGCAAGAGUCUUUCGAGCUCCUGAUGAAACAAGAGAAGACCCAGGAGGACAAGGAGCAACUCAUCAACAGUUUGCUUGAAGCUGAACGACAAAUCAUGUUGUGGGAGAGAAAGGCACAACUUGCCAAAGAGAUUUAUUCAACUGUGGACUCUGGAGUUGGUCAGGGAGAGAUCCAGGUGAUGAAGGCAGAGAUCCACCGAAUGGAGGUGCGAGUGAACCAGUUGAAGAAGCAGCAGGAGAAACUUCUGAGGGAGAGUGAGGCAACUGUAGCCAGGAGGGAGAGCAUCCAACUGCGUAGUGAGAUCCUCAAUCAAAACUCUCACAAGCAGAUGAGCAGUGGUCAGCUCAGUCUCACCAUCAACGGCCUGAAGCGAAAGAUUCAAGAAACACUGAAGGAUGUGGCAGAGGGUGAGCAGGAGAUCAGGGAGGUACAGGAGAGCCGGGCAGGUUUGAGUGAAAGGCUUGUUCAGCAGAGGCAGCAAAUCACUGAACUGUGCAGCGUCAGAUAUGGUCUGGACUCUGACUUCAUCAGCCUGCGAGACAUCAAGGACAAGAACCUGGCUCACCUUGUGUCUCUGCAGAGCUGGACGAAGAAGCUACUCACAGUUCGACAGGGCGUGUACCAAACAUCAUGCUCCCCAGAGAAAGUGGGAGGCGCUCUGCAGAGCUUGAUGCAGCGAGUGCAAGCCACCGGCCGUGUUUUGCACCGUGUCUGCGAGACCUGGCCCCAGUACCAGGAGGCUCUCCGCCGGCCAUCACUGACUCUGGCUGCAAGUUCAGAGAGCUUGAAGAGUUUAGAGGGAAAUGUCAGUCCCAGAGAAAUUCAGAGCAGCAGGGAGCUCCAUAUUCUGACCUGA
Messenger RNA from Synchiropus splendidus (mandarinfish), 2811 nucleotides. Its product is annotated as coiled-coil domain-containing protein 40-like. Gene Ontology annotation, biological process: epithelial cilium movement involved in determination of left/right asymmetry; axoneme assembly; heart looping. The record is from RefSeq and is a predicted model, not a curated record. The transcript is spliced from 17 exons. Bases 7 to 2811 code for a protein of 934 amino acids. NCBI's taxonomy places the organism in Eukaryota, Metazoa, Chordata, Actinopteri, Syngnathiformes, Callionymidae. Gene Ontology annotation, cellular component: cilium; cytoplasm.